Paramormyrops kingsleyae is the source of this 5544-nucleotide messenger RNA. It is a transcript of the gene six2a, whose product is annotated as SIX homeobox 2a. The record is from RefSeq and is a predicted model, not a curated record. Gene Ontology annotation, molecular function: RNA polymerase II cis-regulatory region sequence-specific DNA binding; DNA-binding transcription factor activity, RNA polymerase II-specific. Gene Ontology annotation, cellular component: nucleus; transcription regulator complex. Gene Ontology annotation, biological process: regulation of transcription by RNA polymerase II. Lineage: Eukaryota; Metazoa; Chordata; Actinopteri; Osteoglossiformes; Mormyridae.
UUUUAAGAGUACGUUAUGUUGAAACGGCAUAGAAAAGGUGCUGAUCGACUCUGGAAGGAGUAAAAACUUUGUUUCACAGCAGCUUCACUGGAUUGCCAUAUGCGCAGUAUAUUACUGAACAGGACUAAACAAACUUUCUUUUUGCACUCAGACUGGAUUUUAUCUUUGCAAUUUUGAGACACCGUUCAUGCUCAGAGGGACUUACAGUGUCCGGGAUUCUUUCAUGUCUUAGUUUACGCGAAAAGUAAGAGGAAAAUUAAUCCGUGCUUUAUUGACUAGAAAAUCAUGUCUAUGCUUCCAACAUUUGGUUUUACGCAGGAGCAAGUUGCGUGUGUCUGUGAAGUUCUCCAACAAGGGGGCAACAUUGAACGUCUUGGUCGCUUUUUGUGGUCUUUACCUGCCUGCGAGCACCUCCACAAGAAUGAGAGCGUCCUCAAAGCCAAGGCGGUGGUGGCUUUUCACAGGGGCAAUUUCAGAGAACUGUAUAAAAUCCUCGAGAGCCACCAGUUUUCUCCGCACAACCAUCCCAAGCUGCAGCAGCUGUGGCUCAAAGCGCACUACAUCGAAGCGGAAAAGCUGAGAGGACGCCCUCUCGGGGCUGUGGGAAAGUACCGUGUCCGCAGAAAGUUCCCCCUGCCCCGGUCGAUCUGGGACGGCGAAGAGACAAGUUAUUGCUUUAAGGAGAAGAGCCGGAGUGUUCUGAGGGAGUGGUAUACCCACAACCCGUACCCUUCCCCGCGAGAGAAGCGGGAGCUGGCCGAAGCCACGGGACUGACAACCACCCAAGUCAGCAACUGGUUCAAAAACAGACGGCAAAGGGACCGUGCAGCAGAGGCAAAGGAAAGGGAAAACAACGAGAAUUCAAACACUAACAGCCAUAACCCAUUGACUUCUUCCAUGAAUGGAAAUAAAACAAUCUUGGGGAGUUCGGACGACGACAAAACACCUUCUGGGACGCCGGAUCACACCUCGUCAAGCCCGGCUUUGCUCAUGACUUCCAACUCGGGGCUUCCGCCGCUCCACGGCCUUGCGCCCCCCCCUGGUCCCAGCGCCAUCCCCGUGCCCAGUACGGACACCGUACACCACCAUCACUCUUUGCACGACACUAUACUGAACCCUAUGUCGUCCAACCUGGUCGACCUCGGCUCUUAAACGCAGGGACUGUUUUUAAAAGACAUUAACGAGAACAUGGACGAUCGAUUGAAACAGACGCCUGAAGCGAUGUUCAAAAUGUAAACGGACAGAAUCCUUAGAGGAUAUUUUAUCGACACGGGGGAGGUGACAUGGUAGGCGUUUAAAGGUAUUUUAUUAGAAUGUAAUAACAGGUUAUUUCGAAGAAAACAAGAACGUCUUAAUUCUUAUUAUCAUCAUCAUCGUAAUUAUUAUUUUAGAGGACAGAGUUACAACAGAUCCGUCUGAGUCGGGUAUACCCCAAGUCCUUUUCACAUGCCGACACCCUGCAGAUCUUCAAACACGUCAUGUUCGGUUUUAUUUUUUAUGGGGUAUCAUAUUAGAUAUGUUGUUAAGGGGAGCAGUCUUAAAAAUAUAAUCUCUUCUUUUUAUUUGUAUCUUAUUUUGGAAAGCGACUGCAUGUAAACUUGCGAAUAAUAAAAUAUUAAAAUCGAUCCCGCCAUAGUUUCAUAUACCCUUUACAAUAAAAUUAAGUAUUGAAUACAUUAAAGAUAUCAGGUGUCUCAUUCAUCUCAUAUGGUUUUUGUUUAAUUGUGUUUUAUAACAAUAUAGCGUCUCUCGUUGAUAUGCCGUGUGCCGCCCGUAGAAAGCCGUAACAUGUUAGGUGAAAAACAUUAACUUUAAUCUAAGAAGAAAGUUGCAUAACCUAUAUGUCUUUCAUGAUAACGAUCAUGAUUAGGCCCCGAAUAACAGAAUUUGGCAAGCUGGGUAAAUUGCGUACAGUAAUUUAACCCUUAGGCUUGGCUUACUGCUAUUUAUGCGAAAGCCUCUGAAGUUUUGUAGACAUUUAAUUACUUAAACCUCGCCAGCAUUUUCCCUCGUGUUUCCUGCUAGUUUAUUUGCAAAUUGCUGAGGGUUAUCAAGAAAAUACUGUCGCAGCCACGUCGUUCCGUAUUAAUAGCUCGCAGUGCUCGUUUUAGUUUUCAAGUUGUUCAAAUCCCGAAUUCCACGUAAGUAUGUCUUAAUUGUAUAUUUCCGUAGUCGUCGUAGAUUUGUGCGGCACAUAUCUGCCUCUGGCUUUCUUCUGGGGGAUCCAUUUAUAACCGUGUCAUUUAAAACUGGUCAUUUAAACUGUAUGCGGCACGAGGGUAGGCUGCUUUGUAUUUGCGUGAAUUGCGUUUGGUAGAUGUAGAAUAUAGGUCUGCCCCUUAUGGCGAAGUUGCUGGUUGGCAAAGCCUCCCCCUCAUCUUAGUCUGUAGAAGCGUACACGAUGCCAUUUUCGUGGUUGUUUUCGGUUUGCAUCGCUUUCUCUGGGAAGUGAGGCUGCCGUACUCAGACACGUCUACAGCGAAACACAGGGAGGCAACUAUACAGAUUAAUAUCGCAAGUUGUUAAAAUAUUCGGAAACCUAAGACAUGUAGUUUUCCCAACUGACCGUAAAGAACGGGGGACAUUGUCUAGUAUACAAGUACUGGCAGUUAGGGAUUGAAUAGACUUUUUCAGUAGGUCGCCACUCGAGUGUAGAUAACCUAGUUAAAUUGCAUAUGCUCGGGUCGGAGGCCAUUAUAGACGUACGGCUUUGCUGCUGUAGACACGAGCAUAUCUGGUGUCCUGAUUUAACGCACUUCCAAUGCGGGCCGGUAAUAAAAAGUUUUAUUAAUGCGUUACGUCCUCUGAUCGGCCUUACGUAUGUUUCAAAAUAUGUAAAUCAGACGCAUAAAAUUAUUUGUUCGGCCGUUAAUACAGGUAAUUUAGUAUGCUGAUUAUUGUUUAAAUUUAUUUUUAAAGUACAUCUUUUUAAAGACAGCGGCAGCCUACAUAACAGUGAAAUGUUGCCUUUUUAAUUAAAUUCACCAUUAACUGUAAUCUUUACCCUGUAUUUUCUACAAUAGCCUAUAGGCUACACUCUGCACGAAUCACUUUAGCAUCAAUGUACCUGGCAAUCUAAAUAGAUUAAAUACUGAUUGUCUCCGCAGCUGGGCGUUAAAUAUUUUCCCGCAAAGGUAAAAAAUGGCCACAAAUAUGAUAGAUAUUUUUCGAAAAUAUGAGAAUCGGUGCCAUUCCUGAAAAAUUUUAUGAGCAGGAGAAAAUAAGCCACUGAUAAAUUUAAUAGGCCUACUUGAUCUGUCUCAGAGGUGUCAGAGGGAGUGUAAGCGCGGUGCCCUACAGACUCCAGACUUAUCUGCUCCACGCCAAGGCUGCUGCAACAGUCACUUCGGAUCAUCUGCUGUACUUGACGAGAGAGAGGUUACCAUCCACAUUCACUGCUUUGUUCUACUUCUUAAAUGUUUACAUGUAUAUUCCAACUAAUCCGGUCGCGUGUAAAAUAUUGUUAGGUCAACUUAAAUUGUUAUAUGUGUUAAUGCUGCAGACGUACUGGUUUGAUUUCUUGGAAAAAUACCAAUUUUACGCAGAUGAAUUGAGAUGGGGUUUUCUGCUAAGGAUGUUUGGGUUUUAUAGGGGCUUGUUACAGUGUAGUAACACAAACAAUUUAGGAUGGUGGGGUAGCAAAGCCUUUUAAGACUAAAUGAAGCUAUUUUUUAUUUUAUCGAAAAACUAUAUAUUUAAACGUCUAAAUAUAUUACAAUAGAUUGCUUUAUAAUUUAAUUGCACGCCUCCCACAGGAAUGUUAGAGUCCCAUCGGAUGCCAAUACAAAAAUUUUCAGCUUUUGCAUUACUUUCCAAUUUUGCAGUGGUUAGUACGGUUUUAUUCCGUUUUACUUUAUGAACAAAGUGUGUGCUCUCAUUGGUCCCUGCCUCUAAGAUGUCAAACAUUUUUGCAUCGCUUUAAAGCAAACAGGGCAUUAAUUACAGUCUUUGGUCAGAGGGGAAUAACAAUAAGGAAGCGUACCUUGGAAACACACGAAAGCUGUGACAAACUUGCAGGCAUAAUUGAAAUACGAGUGACAGUUUCCUCUAGACAAGGUGAAACUUUGUUCAGGCGGCCGUGCCCUAAGUUUUGAGGGGGCGGGGAGUCAUUAUAUUUCUGAUUAUAGGAUGCUUCAUAGCACUCUGGACUUGUAACGCAACACAAAAAAGCUGCCUGUAUUCUUCUGUUCUUUACUGUUGCAGUAAAUACGCCGAGGUGCCUUGUAGAAACUUGCGUAAAAAGAAGCAAAACUAAAAAAACAAAAAAUGAACAGUGGACUGAACCAGCAACACUGGAUUUUUAACACCAGACUCAAAUUCAUCCAACUCCUCGUGUCUGUACACUCCUCAGUGCACUAUUUUUUUCGUUACGUCGCAUUCAAAGGACAUGGUCUGUCCACUUAGGAAUAGUACAUGUACGUGCCGCAUGUCUGCAUAUAAAAAUCAUGUGGAAACAGGAGGCGUCUUAUAAAUGUAUUAACAGUGCGCAGAGAUUAAAGUGGAUAUGGCCGAAAAUGUGAUCAUGGCGAUGAGGCUUUCAGGUACCACCGAAAUUAGCCACGAAUAAUCAACUGAAAAUGCCAUUGAUAUUUUGAAGUUUCAAUAAAGUCAAAGCAAUCAAAUGUGUUUAAAGAUGUCCCCAGGUAAUUUUAACUAGACAGUAAGAUAAAAUACAAAAAUCAGUAAAAUCCCAUGAUUUGAAAGAACAAUUGAAAGAAAAAUAAUCGUGAGAAUUUUUUUUAAUCAUGCAUCUAUGCUAAGUACACGUAUAUGCCUUUUCGCUCUUCCCCUUUGUGCCAUUCGUGCGUUUUGUCAAAUUCCACCUUUUUUGCAUCGCGUCUAAUACGUCCCCUGUUGGUUAACAUGGUUGCGUAUCUUUAUUGAUUUUUCAGAAUACAGUUAAAUUAAGUAAUGAUCAUCCAACGAAAGUUAUAUUUGUUAGUCAAAUAAAAUUAAGGUAUUCAACAGUAAACCACAGCCGACGGAUCUGCAUAGGGCCACUUGAAGCUGCGACAUGAAACGGGCUGUUAGUGUCACUUUAAUUCUGUAUUUCCAACUCUUUGAAUACGUACUAUUUAAAAAUAAUGAGCGCUCUCCGUUAUUGUACUGCUUAACUUUUGUUUAAAUGUUUAAAUCUAAACUGCACAUGUUCAAGAAAAAACUUAGUUUCCAUGAGCGUUUCGCUUACAUAACAAAACAAUAAAUUACGUGGAAUUAUAUGUAUAAUAAAAUCUGCCUGCGAUUUGUUAUAACAAUAAUUCAAAUGUUUUUCUAUAAAGUAGAUGUCUGAUGGAACUUUGAAAUGCAUCUAAUUGAAAUUUAUUCAUCAGGAUGCAUAACUCGAGAUACAUAGGCUGCCUAUCAAGUGAAAUAAACACGUCUCUCCACGGCAUAAUAUGUUUUAAUGUUUUAAUGUUUAUAAACAUCUUAGGCCUAUUGAUUACCCAGCUUGUGUCAUUUAAGCGUUUUGUUCUUCUGGCUGGUCCCUGAAUAUGUUUAUUUUUUGUAAUUUCAGGUUGUAUUAAAACCAUGAAGUGUUUAAGA